AUGAAUUCAACAAUCUACCUGAGCUGCCUGGUGGUCAUCAUCGGAAGCCUUACAUGGACAGUCCAAGGAAGCUUUGAAUCCGAUAGUGCACGUUUGGUUGAUGUCUUCAAAAAGGAUUCUGCUCAUUCCAUCAGUGACAGCGAUGUCGAUUUUCUAGAGACUUUUCUCGACAAGUACGGCGAUCGGAUCCAGUUGACCCCCGAACAACGAACCCAAGCAAAUGAUAUUGUGAGACAAUACAAUGCGGAAAAGGCCAACCAAACUUUGGUGGAUGGUGUUCCGCGUCAAGGCGGUGGGAAAGCAAAAUUGGCAAAAAAAAUCGCCAUAUACCUUGCCGCUGAUAUGGUCGUGGACAAAGUUAUAAACCUAUUUAAGUGGUAA
Molecule: messenger RNA, 381 nt
Organism: Drosophila kikkawai
Lineage: Eukaryota; Metazoa; Arthropoda; Insecta; Diptera; Drosophilidae
Product: protein Turandot M-like
Biological process (GO): immune system process
Source: RefSeq, a predicted model, not a curated record